Messenger RNA from Trichoderma atroviride IMI 206040, 1280 nucleotides. RefSeq lists its product as uncharacterized. Gene Ontology annotation, biological process: monoatomic anion transmembrane transport. Lineage: Eukaryota; Fungi; Ascomycota; Sordariomycetes; Hypocreales; Hypocreaceae. The record is from RefSeq and is a predicted model, not a curated record. Gene Ontology annotation, cellular component: mitochondrial outer membrane. Gene Ontology annotation, molecular function: voltage-gated monoatomic anion channel activity.
UCCAGCUCAAUCGCCAUCUCUAUUCUCCCUCUUCUCCCACCUCACAAACCGCCAAAAUGUCCAUCCCCGCCUUCUCCGACAUUGCCAAGCCGGCCAACGACCUCCUCAACAAGGACUUCUACCACCUGUCCGCCACCACCUUUGAGUUCAAGGACACCGCUCCCAAUGGCGUUGCCUUCAAGGUGACUGGCAAGUCCAGCCACGAGAAGGCCACCUCUGCUGCUAUUGAGGGAAAAUACACCGACAAGCCUACUGGCCUGACUCUGACCCAGACCUGGAACACCGCCAACGCCCUCGACACCAAGGUUGAGGUCAACGACACCCUCGCCAAGGGCCUCAAGCUCGAGGGUCUCUUCAACUUCCUCCCCGCCACCGCCGCCAAGGGCGCCAAGUUCAACCUGCUCUUCAAGCAGCCCGGCUUCCACGGCCGUGCCUUCUUCGACCUCCUCAAGGGCCCCACCGCCAACGUCGAUGCCGUCGUCGGCCACGAGGGUUUCCUCGCCGGUGCCAGCGCUGGCUAUGAUGUCAACAAGGCUGCCCUGACCGGCUACAGCGCCGCUGUCGGCUACGUCGCUCCUCAGUACAGCGCUGCCAUCACCGCUACUGACAACCUGAGCACCUUUGCUGCUUCUUACUACCACAAGGUCAACAGCCAGGUCGAGGCUGGUGCCAAGGCCACCUGGAACUCCAAGACCAGCAACACCGUUGGUCUCGAGGUUGCCAGCAAGUACCGCAUUGACCCCGUCUCCUUCGCCAAGGUCAAGAUCAACGACCGUGGUAUUGCCGCUCUUGCCUACAACGUCCUCCUCCGCGAGGGUGUCACCCUGGGUCUUGGUGGCUCUUUCGAUACCCAGAAGCUCGACCAGGCUACCCACAAGCUCGGUGCUAGCUUCACCUUCGAGGGUUAAGCUCAGAAAAACCAAAUCUGAUAUCACUGCCAUGAGUCAUUUAGCGCCUACAUACAUGCCUAUAUGUGAGACGUGAGUGGCUAUGUGGCCGAGUAGUUUGCUUCAUUGCCGCAGCUACAUCUCCAACCAAACCUUUAUGAAAACCACAAACCGAACGGAGACUUGACGAUUGAGACUCGGGGGUAGAUAGAAGGAGGAGAAAAUAAAGAAUAUCUUGCGCAAGUGAACAAAAGGCUGUUGUCUGUUGGUUGAGUCUGUGAUGUAUAUUUUGGAGUAUGAUGCGGCAUGCUUGUGUAUAUUACGCUCGUUCUCUGGUACUUAGGUAAUUCUAAUCACGAUUGCUUGAUGAAGAAUGAUAUUGAAUUGCCACUA